AUGACCCCACUACAGCAAUCAGGCCACCAAUUGAACCAGCCUUGCCUCCCCAAGGCACUCAUCUCGCAGUCCAUCCAAGCCGGUAUCUACCAAGCGCCCAUCAGAAAGAUCUUUUUUUUUUCUCAACGUGCACGAAUGCUGAUAGUAUUUGAGGCGCGCUGCUGCUCAGACGCUGCGCAGCACCAGAUAACGUGGCAAAUUGCCGGCAGGCGAUCGAGGCCUAGGCAGAGAUUGACACCAAACUCUCGUUGGCUAUCGCGUGUGAUUCCAGCCACGCCUAGAGGUCGCAGGGGCGCCCGCCAGAGAAGAGCUAUGUGGCGUAAAAUAGGGUGUUGGCGGAGAAGAGCCAAGAUCUGCUGCCGCAAUAACCGCAGGCGGGCGAGAGACUCGCAUGAAAGUGCAUCGGUACCGUUGCUGAUCAAUUGGCGCUGCUUUGCGAAUCGGCGUCCGACCGCUUCCGGUUGUAAUGCUCCUGGUGCAUGUCCAGGCACCGGCAUGUCGUCAGCAUUCGGCGGAUCCAUCGCCAGACUGGGUCCGGCCGGUGAGGUCCGGCCAGAACUUCGCAAGCACCAACAAUCGAGUCCGAUGCAGCACGUUGGUACCGCAUUACCAACAGUCGCUCUACAGGAAAAGCUCACAGCAGGAACAUCCGCAAGACGCACAGGAGCGAGGCAAAGUGGCGUGUACAGCCACAGAACUGUGCUAUAUGAAAUGUCAAGUGGUGGCUUGUGCGUCUAG
This is a messenger RNA of Lachancea thermotolerans CBS 6340, 738 nucleotides long. Its product is annotated as KLTH0G18458p. The transcript has a single exon. The record is from RefSeq and is a predicted model, not a curated record. Bases 1 to 738 code for a protein of 245 amino acids. Lineage: Eukaryota; Fungi; Ascomycota; Saccharomycetes; Saccharomycetales; Saccharomycetaceae.